UAAUAUAAUUUAUAACAAACAUGAGUGCUCCAGGACAAAGAGCUUCUGUUGGUGGACAUGCACCUGGUCAAAGAACAAAGCCAAAGGGAAAGAAGAAUAUGUAUAAAGGAAUGAAUCCAAUCCUGAAAAUGUUCUACAUUCUCAAAAAUUUCACUGGUAAAAUCCUUUGGUUCGGCUCAUGUAUUGCUUUCUUGUACUUCGUGCCUGUAAACUUGCUCCUCUUUAAAGACCAAGAAAUGGUCUUAAACAAGAUGGCUAUGCAGGGAUCAAUCCCAGGAAUGGGACCUCCAAGUAUGUAAAGACUCUGAUUUGGGAGAAAUAAGUACCAACUAAUUACUUAUAUAAGGUUUCUACAAUAAUAGCAC
Moneuplotes crassus is the source of this 365-nucleotide messenger RNA. The record is from the annotation of a GenBank genome assembly. NCBI's taxonomy places the organism in Eukaryota, Ciliophora, Spirotrichea, Euplotida, Euplotidae.